AGUGCUAAACCUUACAGUAAGCAGCAUAGGGUAGCAAUGUUACAGUAGGCUCUGGUACAAUCAUUCAAAUCGUGUCGUAACUAGCUGUUCUCACACCCACAGCCCUGGCACUUUCAAAUGAGGCUUAUGCCUGCCUUACUAUUAGAAAACAGCAGAGCGAUUCCACUAAUUAUCCAGAAUGGUUACACAGAGGAUUUAUGCUACUUAUAUGGUGACUGUACGAUGUACGUAGCUCAUUGAAAUCUCAGGCUGAUCAUUGCUGAAGCUACCACAGGCUCUUGGGUUCGACUGAAUGAAAAAAAAAUCCUCAAAAAUUGAAAGACUUGUUGUUUGGAUCCAGCGUAGACACCAUGCCAGUUCUGUCAACAGCAGCAGGAUUGCAUGAAAUAUUGGCUCUUCUGACAGCACAGCUAAGACCAGAUGCCAAUCUCACAGCAGAAAUUGGUUUCCUGACAGAAGUCUUCAGCGAACAUAGUUUCAACUCACUCAUGAAGAUUCAUCAGAAGCUGCAGCAAUUUGUUAGACAAGGACCAACUCCUGCCCUACACAGUGCAGCAGCUUUAGCCGAGGAUAUAUCCGAAGAGCUGCAGAGUGGACAGAACAGCAAUGACACGAAAGAACUGAUGCAGUUAUUGGCCAAGCCACACCUCCAGGCUGUGCUGUCAGCUCAUGACACAGUAGCUCGCAAGGCCUUUGAUCCUGUGCUACCACCAAUGCCAGACGACCUCGAAGCUGAGGAGGAGGAGGAAUCUAUGAAGAUUGUCCGCCUUGUGAAAAAUAAAGAGCCAUUGGGAGCAACAAUCAGGAUGGAUGAACAAACAGGCUCUGUUGUUGUUGCACGGAUCAUGCGCGGUGGGGCUGCAGACCGCAGUGGUUUAGUUCAUGUUGGAGAUGAACUAAGAGAGGUCAACGAAAUCCCAGUUGAGCACAAGACACCUGAAGAAAUCAGUCAGAUUCUGGCCCAGUGUCAGGGUUCAAUAACGUUAAAGCUAAUUCCAGCUGUCAAAGAAGAGGACCACCUUAAUGAAACAAAGAAAGCUUUACACAAGGCUCCACGUCGACGAUUAAGGGCUAAGGUACACGUGAGAGCCUUGUUUGACUAUGACCCAAGCGAGGAUAAAGCGAUUCCCUGUAAAGAAGCAGGGUUACCUUUCAGGAAGGGGGAUGUCCUUCAGGUUGUAAGCCAGGACGACUCUGUGUGGUGGCAAGCAAAGCGUGUGGAAGACGUAAACCUGAGGGCAGGCCUGAUUCCAUCCAAAAAGUUUCAAGAGAAACGACUUGCCUACAGGCAAAAAAAAGCUAAUUUGGAACAAGAGAAAAGCAGUAAAAGAUCAUCCUAUGACCAAAGUUGUGAGAAAGAUGACUGUGAUUGUGAUGGGUAUUUGAAUGGGCUGUACAUAGCUGGUUUACGGAGAAGUUUUCGGCUCAGUAGGAAAGACCGACAUGCAAAUCAAAAUGAAGAGAAACAGACUGAGCAGAAAGAUGCAGAAUAUCUAACCUAUGAAGAAGUGGUUGUCUACCAACGCCGCCCCAAUGAUGUGCACAGGCUGGUGGUGCUUGUUGGUUCUAUAGGAGCAAAGGUUAAUGAGAUGAGACAAAGGAUUGUAGCAGAGAAUCCCAACCGUUAUAAUGUGGCCGUUCCUUCAACAACAAGGCAAAAGAAAGUCCAUGAGAGGCAAGGAUUGGAAUACCAUUUUGUCAGUAAACUUUCAUUUGAAGCAGAUAUUCAGAAGAACAGAUUUGUUGAACACGGAGAAUACAAAGACAAUCUGUAUGGAAUAAAUGUAGAUUCCAUUCGUACAAUUAUGCUGAAAAAAAAGAUUUGCUUAUUGGAUGCAAAUCCAGAAACAAUUAAAAACCUCAGGACAGCAGAAUUUAAACCAUAUGUGAUACUUGUUAAACCAUUUCUUCAAGAACCAAAGGCAAACACAUCAACAGCAGAAACAUCAGGAAAUAACAAUGUUAAAGAACUAGAAGAAGACAAAUAUCAGGAAAUGGUCCAGUCAGCAGCUUAUAUUGAAGAGCAGUAUGGUCAUCUCAUCGAUAAAGUCCUGGUGAAGGGUGACCUUCAGACCGCAUGCAGUGAAUUGAAAACAAUUCUGGAGAGUAUAGAAAGGGAUACGUUCUGGGUACCAGCAAGUUGGGUCCGUUCUUAGCUGUACCAACCUAAUGAGAGGAGCAUAAUAUGGUACCACCUUCUGACCAUCAAAAACUGAUGGGUGGUUUAAGAUAAAUGACUGGAAGUUGGUGAUAGCUUAUCCACAUAAAAAAAAUAUAUAAUGCACCCCAAUUAAGCGCAGGAAAUCAAAUAUGGCACUAUUUUUGAUUGCUUAUGGGAAGAUGUACUAUAAAGGAGUAUCUUUAAACAAUAUAAGUUAUGAACAAAAAUUAAUUCAUCUGGAAAUAUAAUAGUUCUGAAAGUAAUGCUGGAUUGAUGAGGAUUACUUAGAGUUUCAAGUUCAAUGUUAAUAUUUAGGGGCUAGGAAGGAAAGGGCAAUAGGAUGAAGAAUAUUCCCUCGAGAUAUUAGAAGCCUCUCCUGCAAAGAGGUAUUUACGCUCAUACUUUACCGAAACCCCAGAGAAAAUCUUCUCCCAGCUGAGCCCUACUGACUAAAUAAAUAAUGAAGUGAUCAACCUUUGCAAAAGGGAAAAGUUGAGCAAUCAGAAAAUCGCACCUCUCCUUCUACUAUACAUAACAUACUGUAGAAAUAACGGAAAGGAAACUGCAGCUAAUCAAAGACAAUAACACCAGUUGUAUGAACAUGUACUGCCAGCAAGUAAGGCCCCCUGCCGAGUGUGAACAUUGUUGAAAAUUAGUUUAACGCAUAGGUACAAAGAGGAUGUAUGUAAACUGCUAAAUUGGAUGAGGCAGAUGGAAUUUACCAAACAGCCAUUAUGCAUGUUAACAAUAUGGUGAAAUAGAAAUUUUUUUGUGGCUAAAUCAUUUCUAGAAGCUUAAAUAUUUUUAAAAUUUAGUAGUUCUCGUUAUACAAUUCCACUAUAUUAGAAAUAUUUAGGUGCAUUUUACAUAUGUAACUUGCCUUAAUGAGGAACAAGCUUACAAUAAGCCUUUCACAACUGAAUAUGAGCAUCUUCACUUAUAUAAAAUCAUCUUAGAUCACUUGCAUCUUGGCUUCAUGAGUUUAAGACUUCCUCUGGAACAGUUGGUUGUAUUUCAUGGAUACUUCUAUAGCUUUCAUAACUAGGCAACCAGCUCCUAAAUCUGAGAGGCUAACAUUUUGAUGAAAAUUAAACUGCAAUAUUGUGAGUAGAUAACUUAUAACUAAAGGUUACAUGCAUAAAAUUUUCUCUGUAAAACUCAUCAGUCAAUAGAUAACUUUCCAUUAAUUUGAUAAUACUUACAACACGUUCAUAUAGAUGUUUUGAACGCAGAGAGUGGAGUGGCAAUGUGAUGCGGAUUCCUCCUCACCUAGUACACAUAUCUUAAAAGAGUUUGCCAGUGUUAUGCAGUCCAUUGUCAAGCACUGUCUAUUCUAGGCUACUGAAUAAACUGAGAAUAGUGCUCACUCUGUCAGCAAUGGUCAUGCUCAUCAAGUUAUUGAAUGAUGGGAAAUUUAGGUCUGUUGCUAUUUUCAUUCAUGGAGGAGAUGGAACACCAUGUCAAUGUAGAGGUUUCCUCCACCACUGGCAUGCCUCACAUCCUUCACGAGUAAUUGAAUAUCCUGAUUUAUUCCUGGCCAGUACAUCAAUUCACUUGCUAGCCAUCCUAUGCCCUCAGUACCCAGGUGCCCUUGAUUUCACAGGUAUAUGACAUCCUGGUGUAAUGCAUUUGAUGUUAGGAUUUGUUUUCCCUUAAAAAUGGUUUGUCAUGUUAUACCAUGUUGGUCUCUGUAUGGCCAAACUCAACUAAUCAUCUCAGGUGGAUUUUUUAAUGCGGUCAGGCCAUCCCUGGAAAACGUUCAUUUGCAACUCUUGUAGUUGUUCAUCUUCAGCAGUUGAUGAUUGUAACUGUUCACACAGGCCAUUUGAUAUCCAUCAGGCAGAAGAUUUCAGGAAGCCAAGAUGAACUGGUGUAUUGGCAUUGCUGUGUGAUUCUGCCAAUGCACAGAAUUGGUGCUCUAUUUUAUGUGAAAUGGUCUCUCAUAUGCUGUACCAUGCACUGCCACUUGCUGAUGAACAUGUCUUUCAGGAUGUGCAGUGGUAAUAUGUUGGUGCAAGCCCAGAAGUUAUAGUCUUUAAUGUAAAUCAUCCUGUCUUUUCAGGACAUAUGAUAUUAAAGGUUGUAAAAGCUUUGGAUUGCCUAUACUGCCGACAUAGCAAGUGACGUUAUCAAAAGGAAAUCUGGAUCAUCUUCUUAAAUUUGCUUUUUGCAUUGUUGGAUCAGCUGACUUUGCAUUUAUGUAACAUUUAACACUUUCUUUGCUGUCAGUGUUGCAUUGUACUGUCUUGUUGAUCACCUGUGUUUUGUACUGGAAUCUGGUUUGGCCUUUGGAAGCAGAUUUCUUGCACAUGGAUUCUCAAUAUCCUCAGUUGCCACAUGCUUGACAGAUAAAGAAAAAGUAGAAAUCUUUCAGCUGAGUGCAGCAAACUCAUCUGUUACAGAUUUUAUUAGUUUGGUGUGUUUUGCUAACCAUGCCUGUGUGUAUGUGCGUGCUUGGCGUUGGCAGUACCUGUAGCAUAGACAGUUGCGAUUAUAACUUCAUACUUGCAUCCAUCAAGUAGUGCAUCAAUGACAGGAGACCUUUUCUAGCUCAAAAUCUUUCUUAAAAGCUUUAAUUGAUAUAGAAGCAAUGAUGAAAUCAGUUAACUUCUCCAACAG
This is a messenger RNA of Chiloscyllium plagiosum (whitespotted bambooshark), 4780 nucleotides long. It is a transcript of the gene mpp3a, whose product is annotated as MAGUK p55 scaffold protein 3a. Gene Ontology annotation, molecular function: protein binding. The record is from RefSeq and is a predicted model, not a curated record. Lineage: Eukaryota; Metazoa; Chordata; Chondrichthyes; Orectolobiformes; Hemiscylliidae.